Soboliphyme baturini is the source of this 285-nucleotide messenger RNA. NCBI's taxonomy places the organism in Eukaryota, Metazoa, Nematoda, Enoplea, Dioctophymatida, Soboliphymatidae. The record is from the annotation of a GenBank genome assembly.
AUGUCUGUGUCGCCGAGCGUCGAGCGGCCGUCCGUCGACGGCCUGACUGCUUCGCCGUCCAUGUCCAUGCAUCUGGCACUUCGCAAUUCGACGACUUCAUCUUCGUCGCCUCCUCCGCCCCCGCAUCCACCUCCUCUGCCGACUAGUCGUAUCGACCAGUUCCUGCUCGAGACGCUGGACGACGGCGUUGGGCCGAACGACUCUGAAGCAUCCAGCAGUCAUGCCCAGCACGAGACCGACAGGCAUGGAUUCAUAGCCGAUGACAGCCGCAACACUGACGAGUAA